AUGAUCAACUGCCCAGGAUGUGCCGCAAAGUUUCAGUCAAAUUUGGAUUAUGCCCGGCAUUGUGAAGCACAUCAUAAAAGUGAAGAUCCCCUCGUUGUGGUGUCAAACACUUUCGAAUCGUUUGGUUUAUUUGAGGCUCAUUUGAACGGGCUUGGCACGGUGCAUGUCACUGCGUGCUUUGGACACUAUGGCCAUGCAAUAAGCAUGGCAGCUCUGCCCUUAUUUAAUGAGGAUGAAGAUGUGGUCAAAAAUCUGAUCGAGGCAGGAGUGCCGGCGCGAACAAUAGUGUCGAAAUUGCGUAGAGAGAACUGGAAUCCACGGCAGGACCCCGAAAGGCAAAUGCGAUUGUGUUAUUUGACAACUACAAAUAUUAGCGAUUUUUUGAUGACCGAUGAUACACUCACGUUUUACAACGCCUUCAAGUCAGUGUUUCCCGAGAGCCGAGCACAGAAAGUCCCAUGUGCAUUUCACGUUAGUCAAGCAUUUCUACGAAAACAUAAAGAAUUGCUAUCAUCUCCUGAUGUUUCCAUCGCGCAACAUAUGUUCAAUGCACUUCUCGGGGAGGUAAAUCCUCGAAAAUUUGAGGAAAACUUCAAUGCUUAUAUCUCAUGGCUUACGUCCGUAGAGGCUGUAGAAAUGGCUACCUAUAUCGAAAGAAAUUACUCUCAAAGGCGACACGAAUGGGCGGUGUGUUGUCGUCCUAAUGCACCGUUUAAGACUACUAACCAUGCCGAAUCCUGGCAUAAUAAACUGAAACAUAUCUUGCUCCGAAGCAAGCAAAACAAUAGGCUGGACGUCUUCGUGUAUACCCUUAUCGAAUAUUCUCAAGAUCACAAUCUUCAGCUAAUAUCUGCCGGCGUCAGGGGCUCUGAUCUCUCAGGAAGACGGAAAAGAAAUACACGUCGACACAAGGACGCACUAAGCUAUUACACACACGCAACGCUAAAAAAUCAAUUUGGAGAGUUGGCAAAGGCGUACGCAAAAUCAAAUCGUCUUGAUCUGAUAAAUCAGAUGAACGAAUUCAUGAAGAACGGGCUGGGAGAAAUGCCCCAAGAAGCGCUUGAAAACCGUUUCGUGAGGAAGGCAGUGAUGCAGACCACCGGGGCUGGUCUCGCGCCGUCUCGUAUACAACCGCAGUAUAAAAGUAGGACGCAAUUAAGACUGGAGAAGAAAGAGAAACAUCAUCCUUACAACUACAUAGACGAAGAUUUUGAAUGA
Cylicocyclus nassatus is the source of this 1218-nucleotide messenger RNA. Lineage: Eukaryota; Metazoa; Nematoda; Chromadorea; Rhabditida; Strongylidae. The record is from the annotation of a GenBank genome assembly.